GUCCUCCUGACUUUGAUGAAAUUCUGGCAAACUGCACAGCUGAGCUGGGGCAGACUGUUAAGCUGGCCUGCAAAGCCACUGGAGUACCAAAACCUACAAUCACGUGGUACAAGGACGGACGAGCUGUGGAGGCGGAUCCUCAUCACAUUAUCAUCGAGGACCCUGAUGGUUCCUGCACACUGAUCCUGGAUAACAUGACAGCAGAUGAUUCUGGCCAGUACAUGUGCUUUGCCUCAAGCUCAGCCGGCAAUGCAAGCACUCUUGGCAAGAUCACAGUUCAGGUGCCUCCUCGUUUUGUGAAUAAAAUGAGGAAUGCUACAUUCGUUGCUGGCGAGGACGCCCAGUUUACCUGCGUCAUACAAAGCGCCCCAAGCCCCAAGAUCAGGUGGUUCAAGGACAGCAGGCUGCUGACUGACCAGGAAAAGUAUCAGACCUACAGCGAACUCCGGAGUGGGGUUCUGGUCUUGGUGAUAAAAAUGACAGAAAGAGACCUGGGACACUAUGAGUGUGAGUUGUCCAACCGCCUGGGAAGUGCCAAGUGUGCAGCUGAUUUACUUCUCCCCUCUGCUGUGGCUCGGACCGGUGAGCAGGCCAUCACUAUCGAAGUUACUGAGCAGGAGACGAGAAUACCAAAGAAAACCAUCAUAAUUGAGGAGACUAUAACCACUGUGGUGAAGAACCCGCGGAUGAGGAGGCACAGGUCUCCUGGCUUGACUCUUGCUGGUGCCCAUCGCUCAGAGACAUCCACCCCAGAGCCCCCUGCAUCCAGGCAGAGGAGGAUGCCCACCACCAGAAAGACCACCAUCCCGACCGUAUAUGUUACUGAAGCACAGGGUGCUGAAGCCAGAGUCAUGGAGAGCAAGCCCCGGUGGGUGGAGGUCGAGGAGGUCAUCGAAUAUAAAGUCAAUAAGUCCCCUAGGCUGCCAAGGAGGAGAAACAUCUCACCUGCAGGGUCCGAUCGUUCAGCCACUCUGUCCAGAACAAAAAGGUAUCCCCCUGAAAACCCGAAUGCCAACAACUCAAACAACAAGCUGGUAGAGCAGGUGCAGGCCCAGCUGCAGGGAGACGUCAGCAGCCACCAGCUCUCCUGGGAAGACGAGGAGGGUCAUGUGACCUCUGACCCUGUCCCUGAAGAGCCACAUGAGCUCUCCUCAGUCCUCGCUGCUGAUGGAGAUGACAGCGAAGACCAGGAUGAUCAAGAGACUGUCAUCUUUGUUCCAGAUGAAGACGAUGAUGAUCAAUGCUCAACCAGAAAGCAGGAGUCUAAGAUGCUGACACAAGGAGGACACGUUCUGACCCUUGAAGACUUGGAGGAUUAUGUUCCAGAGGAAGGAGAGACCUAUGGCUCCUCCAGCACCCACCUCCCUCCUGCUGAAAAGCCCUGUGAGAUCUCCGUGCUGCAGAGGGAGAUCGGCGGCUCCACGGUGGGACAGCCGGUGCUCCUUAAUGUCGGGAGCCCCGUCUCAGUCCAGAGGCAGAGGAGCGGCUUCUUUGGCCGCUUCAGGGAGCAUCUCUCCAGCAGCCUCUUCUCAGCUGCAGCCCCACAAGCCAGCGGAGUCCAGUCCAGGGUGGAAAGGCAUGUCCCCAUCCAGGUGAGCCACGCCAAGAUGGAGGUGAAGCCUUCAUAUUGCUCAGAGGUGCAGAGAGUCGAAGGGGGGAAGCAAAGCUUUAAAACCAAAGUGUCGACUCAGACCUACGGCUACACAUCGGUGGGAAACUCUGUCAAUAUUCAGAUAGGUCAAAAGAAAUAGUAGCUAAAUAUUUCAGUUUGACACCACAAACCCUUUUAGUCUUAAAUAGGGACGUCUCUGCUUAGAAGAAUAACACAUAUCCUAACCUGACGUGUAGUUACUACAUCUGACAGACCAUUCCCUUUUGAAGCUGCACAUCAGAGAACUUCCUCUGAGUCUUUUCUUGAUCAGUCAGGUGGUCUUUGCAAACAAGGCUAGUAGGUAAUGUAGUUUAAACUUUCUCACUGUAGGCAAAUUAAGCCCCAACAAGUAACAGGUUUAUGACAUAUGCAGUCUGUCGUACUGAUCGACAAUCUCUACUUAUGAUUUUGAAUUCAAUUUCAAGAGUUUUUUUUUUUUUUUACAUACUCUUACCAAAGCAUACACCGUGA
This is a messenger RNA of Labrus bergylta (ballan wrasse), 2122 nucleotides long. The record is from RefSeq and is a predicted model, not a curated record. NCBI's taxonomy places the organism in Eukaryota, Metazoa, Chordata, Actinopteri, Labriformes, Labridae.